Staurois parvus is the source of this 293-nucleotide messenger RNA. Lineage: Eukaryota; Metazoa; Chordata; Amphibia; Anura; Ranidae. The record is from the annotation of a GenBank genome assembly.
UAUCACGUACCUGGAGAUGGAGGCCAAUGGAGAGAGGGCUUCCCUUGUGGCUAAAUUCCGGACUCCUCUCAAAGUUGCACAGGUCGCCUGUAGGAGUGCUGGUUGGUGAUCCACUCAGGAGCACAGCUGGUGCACGGGGAUAGGUCUGCAGACUGGUGCAUGGUAUGCAAGCCUUCCGGGAUUUGGAUGUUUGCUGGUUAGUCAGUUCGAGCCAAGGUCAGGUACCGGGUGGUGGGAUAGCUGAGGUCAUACAUGGAGGAGCGAGAGAGUAUCCUUUAGCCAAGCCGAGGUCA